AUGUUUCCAUCAACCACUGUAUAUUCAGAACCAUCUUCACAGUCAUCUGCACAACUAAGCACUUCCAUGGUGAAUAUAUGUCACCAGUCAAUACUCAACACCAUCAAAUUAGAAAACGAAGCAGUGGCCCAUUUACAACAUCAAUAUGAAACUGACUCAUUUUCAAUCGAUAAUUUGUUAAACUCUAUAACCACCCUAUAUCAAACCCAUUGUAAAGGGGGCAAAAUUGUGAUUACAGGAAUAGGUAAAUCACAUAAAUUAGCAUCAAAAUUAGUAGCCACAUUCAACUCGCUCAGUAUACAGAGUAGCUGCUUGCAUCCACUGGAAGCAUUGCAUGGUGACUUGGGGGUUGUUGAUUUUACCAAAGAUUGUUUAAUAAUGUUAACGGCAUCGGGCAACACUCCCGAGUUGAUCAAUUUACUACCUCAUUUAUCAAUGAAUUUGCCCAUUAUUUUACUCACAUGUAACAAGUUUUCCAAUUUAUCCACCAGUAAUCGGAUAUCGAGUUUGUUACUUGCUGAAUUACCCAACUCGCACAACGAGGAGAGCAUUCAUGGAUUGCCAGCGCCAACGGUAUCAACUACCUUGUCGUUGAUAUUGGCUGACUCGGCAAUAUUGGCACUUUCAGAAAUUAUUGAACAGGAUUUAAUCAAAAGAAAGAAACUAUUUGGACUAAAACACCCAGGAGGGUCGAUUGGGGCUUAUUUGAAUUCCGAUACGGGCUCAUCGUUAACAUCUGACGGCAGCACAACUUCAUUGUUGAGUUUGAAAAAUGAGCAACCGGGUGUCAAGUCAUCAUCUACAUCGAAUACAAAGUCCAACCAUACCUUGGAUACGACAGUUUCGCCAACCACAAUACCAAAGACUUCGUCAAUUAGUUCAGAUUGUCAAGGAUUGGAGAUUUAUGCUUCCUCCCAUCUUGAAAAAAACAACUCUACUACCGCUGCCACGACCAAUGUGAGACUAGUUUCCCAUGACGAGAUUAUACAAAUCGAUGAAAUCACAGUAUUGAAAUGGAUUUCACUAUUUGAUUGUCUACAAAUCAAACAAACGGAUUUAAAAACGGAAAUAAUGCAUGUGAGACAAUUAUACCGACAAUGCUGUUGUGGCAAUGGGAGAGAUGAGGACCUGAAUUGGAGUAAAUUCAAAUGGGAAUUACUUCGAUCUUUCAAAUAA
Molecule: messenger RNA, 1176 nt
Organism: Lodderomyces margitis
Lineage: Eukaryota; Fungi; Ascomycota; Pichiomycetes; Serinales; Debaryomycetaceae
Exons: 1
Coding region: 1-1176 (391 amino acids)
Biological process (GO): carbohydrate derivative metabolic process
Molecular function (GO): carbohydrate derivative binding
Source: RefSeq, a predicted model, not a curated record